Molecule: messenger RNA, 399 nt
Organism: Magallana angulata
Lineage: Eukaryota; Metazoa; Mollusca; Bivalvia; Ostreida; Ostreidae
Exons: 2
Coding region: 1-399 (132 amino acids)
Source: RefSeq, a predicted model, not a curated record
AUGAACCAGAAGCCAACGCCUAUUAGCACCCUGAACCUGUCAAGGCCGAAGGUAGUGGCGAGCAGUGAAACCGAUGUCAAUGUAGCUAUGUUGUCAUCACCAUCACAUGGUUCAGCAAUGGCAAGGUUUGACCCAAGACAUUAUGAUGACAGACACCACAGCCUCACAUGGUCACUGGAUCAACUAAGGAAGCUUAAAGCUAGUUUUCCCCUUAAAGGAAUGGCUCAUCUCUGGAACAUCCCAGACACUGGUGUCCCAAGUGUAGUGGAGAAUGAAGUAGAGGUGACUACAGCUGUACACCCACUGCAUCUGAAAAUGGAAAUGAUGGUGUUUUCAGAUGGGAACUGUAAGUUGAAAGUGUGUUCAAUCAUAUAUAACAAAGACCUAAACAUAGAUUAA